Spirometra erinaceieuropaei is the source of this 5179-nucleotide messenger RNA. The record is from the annotation of a GenBank genome assembly. Lineage: Eukaryota; Metazoa; Platyhelminthes; Cestoda; Diphyllobothriidea; Diphyllobothriidae.
AUGGAGAAAGCCGGUGUCACAGGUAGGUCGCGCGCGGUCAUGCUGUUCCUGUCAGGUUUAUAAUUUGUCCCCUGUAGCUAUAGGGGCUUCCAUUAAGGUUGCCCUGAUAACGAGUAUAGGUAUAAACUGCUUUUGAUGUUGGCGUCUCCAAAGGUUUACUUCUCACUAGACCUGUCAUUGGGACGUAAUCCCCGAGUCUACAUUUCUCUGAAAGUUUACCUAAAUUGUACCCGAUGGUUGCUAGUGCACGACGCCAAAUGUCGGACUGCAGACGAUGGCAUAAAGUCGACGAAAGUAAUUUCACCUGCGGAGUAAAUAAAAUGUAAUUAUUUUAACUCAAUCCACCGCGUGGGAAGACGAGAUAAGGAAAAGAGCCGUUGUAAGUGUCCAAUCACCUAGCUAGUCCAAAUUCACUUUAUGAAGGCGGUUUCAUAAGUGAAGACCCUUAGUGGACAGCAAAGAGUACUUACCGGAGUCAUGGGUAAUGGUGUUAAUGGGGGAAAAGGGAAGAUAGUAUUCAAAUAUGUUGGUGUCCUAUCGUCAGCACCUGAAACUGGAGACUAAUUAGUCUCCGUUAUCAUACCCACCUUGAUGCGGACCGGAGAUUUACAAUGAAGUAACAACCAGCAAAACUGCAUGACAACAGUACUGAAUUUUUGGUAACCACCAACAUGUGCCUAGUCGGCCAUCUUACGGAGCAAGGUUUUAAACGGAAUUACAGCAUGAAUGAUCAUGUCAGUAGGUGGAGACCGUGCGUCGACGAGAAGUUCCCUACCAUAAAUUACGAAAACAAAAACUAUACAACGUGGCGUCCAACUUUAUUGAAACCCUUUUGGGACUGGCAACUUUAUACAGCCGGCCUUUCGACACACUAUUAGGCAAAAUUAUAAUCUAUGAAGAAUUCUAUCCAAUCGACUAUUGUAACUUUGAAAUUUACUGAUUAUGACUUCCCUUCUGCGGGCUGUCAUGUAUGGCCGAAUUAAUGCGAUGAUGAAUUUAGUAAUUGCGAUGAUGAGCCAUAGACAAAGUCAUGUCCGAUCCCCGCAACGCUAUCAUACUUGUAUGGGAUGUCAGGUAAAUCGAGUGUGUGGGUUCAGCUGUGCACUAGUGUCAAAGCUGCAACCGCCUCCUUACCAGGUUCUUAUCUUGCCUUUCCUGAAGAGGGCAAAAUCGUCCACAGGAAUUCCGGCUGUUCAAGUGUUAGUUACCUGGCAUGUGUGGUCAGACAUGUCCAAAAGCCAUUUAGCUGGAGCAGUCUGUUAUCAAGGCUACACUUGUUCAUGAGCCAACCACCCAACCGGGCGCCUCUUCCAGUGUUGGUGCAGUGUGGCUAGUCCCUUUAUUUAAGAUCAAUUUCGGAUAGGAAUCGCAAAGUCCAGAGUUCACUCAGAACAAUGACCACUUUUUGUCCGCCAAGCUUUCGAUUGUUCAUACUUCGCCUGAUCCCUGACUUUUAGAAAAGUAUAAUUGUGCAUAUGGAAGUUGCAGCAAAUCUUAUAAGCUUGUUUACUUACGAGUAACUAUUCUACCAGCAGCUGGUAGUAGACUUUCAAUACUUUUUAGGCCAGUCCACGUGCUCGCAGAUGUCACCGACGACACGUGCCAUGGACAAAUUAGCAUAGUGGCGAUUUUGAGCGGGCAGAGGCACAGUGGCAGCAAAUUUUCGUGGUUUGCUGUUGGAACUCUGGACUUUGAAAUCUAUUCGUAGGAUUAACCUGGGACUCCACAGACCUCAGACUCACUUCGUCCUUUUGGGAGAUUAUUUUCUCACGUUAUUUGCCUGGAAUAUAUGAAACCAACCACAAAUGGUCUGUGUAGUUCCCCUCACUGAUCUAAAUCCCGCUGAUACUCUCCUUUACAUUUGCACAGCCCCUUUCAUGUCUUGUUCAAAAAGUAGACUCGUGCCAUCUCCUUACGUGACCCGGCAUACCUUAUUUCCACCGCACCCCUAAAUUAUUCCCACGCCAUGUCCCGGUCGUCAUACGGGGCCUGGUUAAUUUAAUUUAACCCGUUGCCUACACACGGGUGUAAGUCUGACAAGAUCAAACCCAAUCUCCACUUUGCUCUUAAUUCCAGCCUGGAGCAUGCGGAAACAGUUGAAAGGCGGACGGCCACUGCCAAUCUAGAGGUCUACGACAAAAAUGAGGGUAGAUGGAUCCUGGCUUGUUUUUUGGCCAGCCAACUGUUCUCCCUGUGUUCACGUUUGCAAAUACUCUUCCCCUGACUCUGAUACGACGCGUUGAGUUCAUCCCUUCUGGGGAUUAGGACGACCCGGCGUUUUGGUGGCCGGUAGAAUAGAGAUCUGAACUUUGACGAUUAGGACGUUAGACUUAAAAUUGCUUCAACACUGACGGAUAAGGGGCCAAUUCCAGGAUACUCGCGACGUGAAAAUUGUCGGUAGGCCUUCACAUGUGAACCGUCUGUGCUUGACGGGCUAAAUUAGUUCUCUGAUCUUUCACGAACUACGCUACUUGAACUCGAGUGCGCUCGUGCAGUGCAGCGCAAGUCUCCUAACCGAUUUGCACGUGUUGAUUCCCGUCGUCCAUUUGACACAUGAACCUAAUUAGACGUCAUUUUGGGUCAUCUACAAUUUUAUUGCAGUAUAUUGAAUCGAGUUUCCCACUUUGUAGCUGUUCAACCCGCGAAUGUGCCAACUUUGCGUCUCACUGACGAUUUGUCGAUCCCCUGCAUCGGAUUUGGAACGUACAAGGCAUGCUGUUACACUUUUGACGUGUUACACAUCUAGCUAGUCGCCGCAGAGGUGGAGUCAGCUCUUGAUGCGGCCUUCGAAUCCGGAUACCGCCACUUUGACUGCGCAUAUCUUUAUCAAAAUGAAGAAUUCAUCGGUCAGAAGCUACAAAAGUGGUUUGCCGAGGACAAUGUCAAGAGAACUGAUUUAUUUGUGACUUCAAAAGUUGUAUCCUUUUUCAUACAUGAUCUCUGUCUAGCUAUGGAACACUUUCCACCGUCGCGACCUCGUUCGAGUGGGUUGCAAACGAUCACUAGACCACCUCAAAUUAGACUACUUGGACUUGUACCUUGUACACUGGCCGGUUGCCUACCAAGUUGGUCAACUUUACUCGAGCAUUCAACGCUUCCUUUAGCCAAGUGAUGAGAUAAGCCCACUGAACGCCGAUGGGAGUGUGAAGUUAGACAACACAGACCUCUUGGAGACGUGGCGAGUACGUGGCAAACACUAAGUUUUCCUCUACUUUGACAAUCCUCAACUCUAGCUUUACCAACCCCAGACCAGCACUGAAUAAGCAAAAUCCAUCUGCAGAUCAAGACUUGGAAAUGACAACCUGUCACCAGCCCUGCGCGUCAGAGCUCGACGGUUGUCAGUCCAGCCUGUGCGGCAGCAGGAUCCCUUGUUUAUCUUAACGUUCUCUUACAACUGCACCUUAUAGGCCAUGGAGGAUCUCGUCAACGAAGGUCUCUGCAGGGCGAUAGGCGUUUCGAAUUUUAAUAGGCGCCAGCUGAAACGCAUCCUUGACAACUGCACAAUCAAACCAGCUAUGCUACAGGUGGAAAGCCAUACUCACUUCCCAAAUGUGGAGCUUAUUGAUUUCGCACGUUCCAAUGGAAUACUGGUGACGGCAUAUUGUCCCCUUGGAGGCCCGUAUCGGCCUACGUGAGUAUUCUCUUUGACCUUGGGCCCACAGUUUUCCCAGGCUUACCAGUAUGUACAUUCUUGAGCACGUGAAAAUUCGGAACUGCCCAAUGAACCUGCUGUCACAUUUUUCUCAAUCAUUCAUCACUGGAGGAAAAAACCGGCAUUAAUUCUGUGCGCUUAGGACGAUAAGGUUGUUCUGACGAAGACGAGAGACCGGAAUAACUAUUUCCGGCCUACUAACAGUUAUCAGCCACUCAGAACAGCAGGUCAUUGGGUCUAACACCUUACCGUUGCACGACGAACCCGUCUUCCUGUCAGUUGAUUGGGAAUAUUAAUUAUUAUAAAGAGACGCUCACCGAUCGUUUUACGGAACGUGCCUGUUCCGUUGUGCCUUGGGGCUCAAACUGGCGUCGCACAGCAACUUGUAUAGGCGGUUAUGGCAGAGACAAGGGGACAGGAAUGACCGCUUCCGUCUUAUUAACCGUCAUCAGGCAGCCGUACAGGACCUCGGGUAGAGAACAACUGGGACUCAAACCGAGGAUCUUUGGUCAUUAGUCCUGACGCUCUACCGUUGAGCCAUUUAUACUACCAGCUGCCAUGCGACUGACUGUGAGGACUCCAGUAUGUGCCCCCAAAGCACAACGUUGCGAGCACGUUUCCCUGCAAACUCAGUGAGCGUCCGUAAUCAUUUCGAUUUUUGCUCCAAGGUUCUGUACUCAGUUGUUUCCUCGUUGUACUCCUGAAUUUGAUUUAGCUUUUCGUUCUUUCCCUCGACAGAUCUUCUGGAUGUCGACUCAUUGACGAACCAGUCGUUUGUAAGAUUGCUGAAAAGUACAAAAAGACGCCCGGACAGAUUCUACUUCGACACGGUAUCCAGCGUGGAAUCGUCGUGAUACCCAAAAGCAAGACUCCGUCGCGCAUCGCGGAGAACAUAAAUGUACGCGUGUGUCUUAUACAGCGCAUAAACGGAUAUUUUGAAUUGUAGAGUCUAGAAACAUUCAACAUAGGAGCCCCACUCUACCACACGAUUUAAAUACAGGAUUCUGUUUAUUGCACAUUGAGAAGUACGCACAUGAGUUGGCCGCCCGGUGCCCUUAGCUAGCUAUGCACUAAUAGGACGUCCUGAGGGUUGUUCUCAGGCCAGAUUAAAUGGAGGAAUAGGUACGCAUACCCAACUGUCGUGCGCUCGCGCAAAAAGACUAAUAUCCGAAUAGAGACAUACUCCCGUCCAGGAACUUCAUUAGGUCCGUAUGCUUGGUCACCCAUUAGACUGAAAAUCUGUUAACUUGCUGGUUGUAAUGGGGAGAGCGGCUGAUUACGUUUGAAUCCUUCCAUACCUUUCGUCGAAAUUCGAGUAAGUCCAGCCAUAUCUAAAUGACAAGGUCGUUCGUAUUAGGCUGCCUGCCCAGGCAAUUUGUAAAGUCCUUCCUGCUCGGGGCCGUCGACUAAACUCCAUUAGCGCCCAUUUGGGGAAUAUUUUGAUAUAGAGCCCCUGUUUAUUUAUCGAAAGCCUUCAGCGUACCACUAAUGUUUAGGUUUCCAAACGUUUUAGAUUUUCGACUUUGA